AGCUCGCGGUCGUUUUUUUCUCCCUGCCUCAUCUGUUGCAGAGCUGCAGGAGAAGUGUCAGUCCUGUCUGCAUCCUGCAGGCUGAAACAGAAGAAACGUUGUGUCAACUUACUCGGUAACAGCAGGGAAUGCGCUCAAAGAAGGAAAUGUGCCCACCGAGCUGUAACUGGGAGAGUCCGCGGAGUACACAGCCUGCUUUCUGAAGCCACUUCCUCAUGCGUAAAAGCAUCUUGAUUAUUCCUGGACUUUACGCGUCUGCGGUAUCGGCACGUUAUACGAAAAGUUGACCCUUAAAGCGUCAAAUGUAGACGCAGAAAGUAGAAAGAUUUAAGGACACCUACUUUGCGACUGGAAAACUUUUUCUUUGAGAUCUUGAGACGCACACAUUUCCCAGCUCGAAGAGGAGGAGGAGGAUUUUGGAGACAGAAGACAUGAAACUUUUUGGCAUCUGCGCGCUCCUGCUUGUAAAAGUCACCUUUGGAGAUGCCUGUGCCAGUGGUAAGUUCACUGAGUCGGGGCAGUGUUGCAGUCUGUGUCCUGCAGGCUUCGGAGUGGAGGUAGAGUGUGGGAAAGAGGAUACCAAGUGCACGCCAUGCCCACAGGGAAAAUUUUCCUCGUCAGAAGACCUCGACUCUUGCCAUCGCUGUUCAAGGUGCCCGCGGUAUGUCACCAUGGUGGCUUCUUGUUCUGCCACACAAGACACGCAAUGCAAAUGUAGAAGCGGCCUCUACUUUCGCUUAGACCUCUGUUUGCCCUGCUCUAAAUGCCCGAGGGGUCAGGGUGUUUCCCAAGAGUGUGGCCUCAAAGGAAACACCCAGUGCCAGGACUGUGGCCCGGGAACCUUUUCUGAAGAGGUCAGUGGCACCAAACCCUGCCAGAACUGCACCCAGUGCUCGGACAGCGAGGUGGAGAUUCGACCCUGCAUGCCCAACUCUGACACACUGUGCAUGGAUAAGAAGCUCCACAUUUUGUCUCGUCCUCCUCUGGAUGGGGCUAAUGGGACUCCUAGCUGGUCUGGUGUUACUGAGGGGGAGGCCAGUCCCGCUCCUGGAACACCCAAGUUUACCCCGCAGGACGAAGGCGGCAGCAACAACAUCCUGGCCUAUGUGUCUGUUCUGGCUGCGGUGGUGCUCGGCCUGCUCCUUUAUGUGGCUUAUAAAUGCUGGAAAUCGUGUAAACAGAAGAAGGCUCUCUCUAAGGCCCGAGCGGCUGAGUUGGGAACAUCUCCAGAGGGAGAAAAGCUCCAAAGUGACAGCGGUGUUUUUCUGGACUCUCAAAGCCUACAGGACAACCAGCCCAGCAAAGGUACCAAGAGGGACAGCAAGCAGGACAAUCGUCUGUACAUCAACCUCCCCCCUCACAGACAGGAAGAAGUGGAGCGCCUCCUUCAGGAGGGAGGGGGCCGGGGCUGGAGGCAGCUGGGUGCAGCACUGGGUUACGAGCCUGAACAGCUGGACCUGUUUGGGCGUGGAGAGGCCCCCGCUCACACGCUCCUCUCUAACUGGGCCCAGAAAGAAGGCUCCACUCUGGGACUGCUGUGUUCUGCACUGGCCCGCAUUGAGAGGCCUGACGUGGUCUCGGGUCUUAACUCUCCAACGCAGGGCGUCUCUGUGGUGUAACGGCUCCUCAAAUACAUUAUGGGACACUAAGAGACUCAAGUGAAGAACAGAUUGAGAUGAGAAGGGAGGCACUCUGACAUCAGCCCCUCUGUCACUGUAAGAGGCUGCCUUUGAUGCUUGUAAUUGCUUGGUGGACAUUUAUAAUUCAGUUUUGCUAAAAGAACAACAUAUUCUUGUAAUAUAUUCCUCUAUCCAUGUUAUAAGUCACCAUUUGAUGUUUUUUUAUGGAUAAGCUGCAUGAAUGAAAUCUCUUCAAGCCUCAGUGCCUUGCUCAGUGAACACUACAGAUGGGAUGUAACUCACAAUUUACUCCACAUACACAACAAUAAGUACAAAGUUGUUUACAUGCACACAAAUCUGGGUUUUUACUGAAUUUUUGCUUGCAACAGAAAUAGGAGAAAACUAUGUUUACAUGUGUGGCACGAGUGUUAUUAUCCUAAGACCACUGUUUGUAUUACUCAGUCAGUAAUCAGAUGUAUUCCUACUAAAAAAAUCAGCCCUACUAUUUGCUAAUGUAAACAAAAAUGGUCGGUGUGGAUCAUUAAGUUUUAUGUCUGGCUAUCCCUGUUUUAUGAAUCACUUCUUCAGUAACCACUUGUAGUUAUGGAACUGCUGUGGAUUUUUAUUUUUUUGCCAAAGGGGAGAUGGUUUCUUCCAAUAACACUACUUCCCAACAUGAUGUGACUCUCCCUGUAAUGGAGCAUUUCCUGUGCAUGUCCUGAAUACAGGAAAACUCCAAAGAAACCAAAUUUAGGGUUCACAUGGCCAAUUUCUGUUGUUAGAUCUUAACAAUCCCAGCGAUGCCUCCACAGUUACUGAUUUCUUUAUAAGAACACUUUUAAUCUUUUCUUCACUCUUGAUCAUUUCCUUCCUUUUCUGCCGCUGUCACUAAGUAGCCUUGUUAUUUAUUUACACUGAGGAUAUAUGUUAUACACCAGUGUUGUUUUUAGAAAUCCAUUAGAAGACAAGAAAAUGAAGCAUUUAAAAAAAAUAUAAAUGAGCUUUCUUAGCUCUUCCUAAUAAUCACCUAUGAAUGUAAAUAUCUUCAAUGUAACUGUUUUAUUCAAUAAGUCAUGGCAUGAGAUCGAGAAUGACCUGUGGAGUCUGAAAACACGAGUAGAGGCUAAUCUUUUCCUCUUACAUUCAGAAAGCACAGCUCCUUUUAUCUCCUUGAUUUCUUAAAUGACAAAAAGCAAAACAAAUAUAGAUGCUGUAUCAUCAAUGCUUGUGUCCACGUCAACAUCAUUUCCUUCUGCAUUUAUUUCAUCACCAUUUAAAGUGUGAAGCUUGACACAAUCUAUUCCAAGCAUUAAUAUCUGUGUUGUGCAAGUGACACUGGUAAAUCCGAGCUCACCGUUUUUAAAAUCACAGUUUAGAGUCAGUGAGCGCACAUUUAAAAAGAACUGUGCGCACUGAUGUAUAAAACAUAGGAAUGGAUUUACAAAUGGCUUUUUAUUUUUUCUCACCUUACAGGACUCUGUAACAAACCUUACGUUGUUGCGACGUCCUCAGAUGGUUUGAUAUUUUUUUAACGCCACAAAUGUUCGGUUCUGUGUAUAUAUGUUGUUAUGGUAUCCCUCCAUGUUUUUUUUUUUUAGAGUUUUAUUCAUUUAAUAAAUAACUGAAGUCA
Molecule: messenger RNA, 3249 nt
Organism: Labrus mixtus (cuckoo wrasse)
Lineage: Eukaryota; Metazoa; Chordata; Actinopteri; Labriformes; Labridae
Gene: nradd
Product: neurotrophin receptor associated death domain
Exons: 6
Coding region: 432-1619 (395 amino acids)
Biological process (GO): Rho protein signal transduction
Cellular component (GO): plasma membrane; cell surface
Molecular function (GO): coreceptor activity; nerve growth factor binding; death receptor activity
Source: RefSeq, a predicted model, not a curated record